CGGAGCGGCGGCGGCAGAAAUGGGGAUGCUCAGCCUGCCCGGCUUUCUGUCCUGCGGCAAGAAGAAGGUCUGUGCUGUCCUGCCAGCGAGCAGCUGGAUUGGCAGCCCAGCUGGCUAUGCCCACCCUUUGCGGCUGCCCAGCCAUGUCAAGGACUUCAAUUUGACAAAUGAAAAAGAUGCCCCUGACAGCGAUGAGAACUCGGAGCGUGGCAACUGGUCUAGCAAAAGCGAUUACCUGCUGUCCAUGGUGGGCUAUGCCGUGGGCCUGGGCAACGUCUGGCGCUUUCCCUACCUCACCUACCAGAAUGGAGGAGGUGCUUUUCUAAUACCCUACACUCUAAUGUUGGCAUUAGCCGGCUUGCCCUUAUUUUUCAUGGAAUGUUCCCUGGGACAGUUUGCCAGUCUAGGGCCAGUUUCCAUCUGGAGAAUACUACCAUUGUUUCAAGGAGUGGGCAUCACAAUGGUCAUGAUCUCAACAUUUGUGACUAUCUACUACAACGUUAUCAUUGCUUAUUCACUCUACUACUUAUUUGCCUCAUUUCAAAAAGUGCUGCCAUGGUCAGACUGCUUUUCCUGGGCAGAUGAAUUCUGCAGCAAGACACGAAUAGGUACCUUUCUUAGCGGAUUUUAAUAUUAUAGUUUUUGGCAAUUGGACUGUUUUCUGGGUGAAAGGAUAGGAGCAAGACAGCUACCCGUGGCUUCAAAAGUCCUUCCUGGAGUUUUGCAUCUGAACAGAGGAGUGAUGCUUAUCCACUUCCCGGCCACCAGUUCUGGGUGCUUGGGAAAUCCACAGAGUAGUG
Messenger RNA from Cyanistes caeruleus (blue tit), 800 nucleotides. The record is from RefSeq and is a predicted model, not a curated record. NCBI's taxonomy places the organism in Eukaryota, Metazoa, Chordata, Aves, Passeriformes, Paridae.